Messenger RNA from Lachnellula hyalina, 936 nucleotides. RefSeq names its product Heterokaryon incompatibility protein 6,OR allele. The record is from RefSeq and is a predicted model, not a curated record. Bases 1 to 936 code for a protein of 311 amino acids. The transcript is spliced from 2 exons. Lineage: Eukaryota; Fungi; Ascomycota; Leotiomycetes; Helotiales; Lachnaceae.
AUGUAUAGGUAUAAUCCGCUACAACACCCGCUGGAAAUCAGGGUCAUCAGAUUUGGAACCGCGCUUGCCGUCUCAGAUCCACACCUUCAGGUCACAAUAUCUCACGUCCGCCUUGAUAAACGUCCCGUUUAUAGGGCAUUGUCAUACACAUGGGGAGACACCACAUUGAAAGAAAUAGUGGAAUGCGACAAUGGUGGGGGUCAGCUUCUAAUUACAGCAAACUGCGCGUCGGCUUUGCGGCGUCUGCGUCUGGAGGAUGAGCUCACUCCCAUCUGGAUCGAUUCGAUCUGCAUCAAUCAAAACGACAUCCCUGAACGCAACCAACAAAUUCUCCUAAUAUCAGACGUUUACAGAUUAGCGUCGAAAGUUCAAGUGUACCUUGGUGAGGAGGAUGAGGAUAGCGCUUUGGGUAUGGCAUACUUUAGAGAUCCGAGAAAGUUCUUAGCCCAGGAAGAAGGUCGAGGGUUUUUAGACGUGAGCGCAAUCGCAGAGCAACCGAAACAGGCCGUAAAUCGGAUCCUCUCCCGCGCAUGGUUUGGAAGGGUAUGGGUGUUUCAAGAGGUACUUGUAUCCUCUGCUGUUGACGUCCUGUGUGGGAGUGAUAAAGUCACGUGGUCGCAGCUCACCACCUCGAUUUGGGCAUGGGGAGGUAGGAACCGUAUUUUUUUGAAAGAGGGUAUCAAGGAGCCACCAAUUUUGUUUAGAUUUGCCGAGAAGAGAAAUCGAAGUAGUGCGUUGGAGAUAUUACUACGUUAUAUGCACGAAGCCCGGAGUUCCAAGUCGACAGAUCCGCGAGAUAAGAUCUAUGCUAUGCUAGGAAUCGCAGCCGAUACAGCGGCUGGAUUCCUUCCAUUCCGGCCUGACAUGAAUUUUGAAGGCAAGGAAAGCUAUAAGCUCAGAGCCCCAUAUCUAAAAACGAGUCUCGUGGCGAAGUAG